Effrenium voratum is the source of this 1549-nucleotide messenger RNA. The record is from the annotation of a GenBank genome assembly. Lineage: Eukaryota; Dinophyceae; Suessiales; Symbiodiniaceae.
GAGCAUUUUUGAGUUGCAUGCUAGUUGUCGGAUGUGCUGAUGCAACAGCUUCCCCAGGAGACCCACGUGGGAAGCAUUGUAGAAGUGCAGACGGAUGACGCCUGGUAUGAGGCGACGCUGCUGUCCCUAUCUCGACCAGGAUGGGUGAUUGUGCAGCAAGGACAGCAAGAGCGUGAGGUGAGCAUGAACAAGGUACGUUUGGCCAUUAGAGACGAUGACGAAGAUUCAGACGACUCGUUCGUGCCGAAGCUGAAUGACGUUGUAGAGGUCCGCGUGCCCGGCUCCGGCACGAAGCCUGCGAUGAUCUUCACGGGCACCGUGCGCACGGCGAGGAAGCCCUUCUUUUUGGUGUCCGUGCGGGGCAAGAGCCGCAACAAUGACCUGCUCGUGAAGGCGGAGGACAUGCGAGCACCUGCACAGACCAGGCUGCUCAGCACCUUCACAUUGCAAGAAGACGUCUUUGAUUUGCCAACAGGCCUUGUGAACGUGGAUGACACAGAGGAGGACCGCGAGGUGUUCAGAGAAUGGCUUCGCCAGUUUCAGCAGCAGAGCAAAGUCUUGGAGCUACGCCUGCGGAUUGAUGAGACGGCGCAGCUGAAACUCGUGGCUGAGAGGAGCCGCAUGGCGUUGGCUUCCAGGCUGCUCUCCAGCAUCCACAUGCGGAACUGGCGACACAUCGCCAGGAAGCGCAACGCUCUGCGGGAAAUGGCUUCCCGACUCUCCUGUGUGGAAGGCUGCUCCGUGGAGGAGGGCACCCGGGUGGACUUCCAGAUCGAUGCGGAAGUCAUGAAGCAGCUUCUCCAGAAGCCUCAGGAGUUGCAACAAGUGGAGGAUCAGCUGAAGGUCUCCAUUCAGGUGGGCAGGCGGGAGAAUGUGGGCCACCCGGUGCGCAUCACUGGCAAAGAUCCUGUCGCAGUUGCAACUGCUCACAGGAACUUGGCAUAUGCCAAAAAGAUGGUCGACCUGCCUCAUCAGAACGUGGGGUACAUCCUGGGCAAGAAUCUUGCAAACAUCCACGAGAUUGCCGCGAAGGCGGGCUUGCUGAGCAUGCGCUAUGACCAGCAAUCCCAGGCCUUGCAGUUGAUGGGUCUCCCGGAACAAAUGGAGUCCGCAGAGCUCUUGAUCCAGGCCCACCUCGACUACCUGCAGGUCUACCAAGACAUGAAGCAGGAGCACGGCGCUCUUACCCAGUCAUUUCAGGCCUUGGACCACGAGGCCAAGCGCAAGACCCGGCCGCGGCAGUACCGGGCGCGCACGCCGCCGCCCACAGCGCGGAUGAUCGCCAUGGGGCGGCUCCACAAGCCCCAGCCCCCCAAGGUCGAAACUGACCAUGACUGGCGUGGGAGCCGAAAUCGUGUGAACAGCCGCCCUGCGCGAGAGAGGGAGGAGGAGGAUGACGAGGAGCUUUUGCCAGAGCUGGUGCCGGAUUCUCCACAGGUGCCCCACCGGGACAACACCCCCGAGUUGGAGGAAGACUCCGACGAGGGCGUGCCGGCGUUUCUCUUCGGCGCAUCCGGCCGCCAGGCAGAAGCCCGAGAGGAUGGCUAGG